This is a messenger RNA of Meloidogyne enterolobii, 1053 nucleotides long. The record is from the annotation of a GenBank genome assembly. Lineage: Eukaryota; Metazoa; Nematoda; Chromadorea; Rhabditida; Meloidogynidae.
UAUAACCUUUGUGAAUGAAAAUAAAAAAUAAUGGGAGUGGGAGGAUAGGAGAAAGAUUGUGAUUGAAGCGAGAAUAGGAAAUAAAAUAAAGGGGUCAUCAAUUUUUAUAAUAAAAUGCGAUAAUAAAAGGGUGAAAAAAUGUCUAGGGAACAACUUUCCUACACUCUAAGUCGAAUUCCAGGAGAGUUACUAAUUGGUGCGAUUAUUGGAAUUUCUGCCGGUUUUCUUCUUCGCUUUUUUCCUCGACCUGAUGUCCAUUUAGUUCAUUUUACAAGAGUUUUGAUUUUAUUAAGUGUUGGUUCCGCCUUCCAUUUUGGCGCUAGAGAGAUUGGAUGUGUAAUUGCUGGGCCUACAGCUGUCUUGAUUAUGACUUUAGUUGCUGCUAUAAAUUGGCAGAUUGAUAACAGGAGAGGGACGAGGACUGAAGAAAACGGAUUGAGACUUUUUUGGGAAUUGAUAGCUUCUCCUCUUCUUUUUCUUCUAUUUGGAUCUCUUCUUGAUUUUACUUCAAUUUUUUCCUCAGCAAAACUUCUCGAUGCCUUCCUAUUUUUACUUCUUUCCUUGUUAGUCCGCCUAGCUACAGGACUAGCCUGUACAUUUUGUUGUUCAACAGGACAGAGAAGAACCCCUUCAGAACGCCUAUUUAUUUCAUUAGCGAUUUUACCUAAAGGAAGCUUACAAUUAAUUAUUGCCCCAGCAAUUUUAUGUUUUCAUAUGAGGGGGACUGGAAGAGAAAGUGUUGAAAGUGGUGGGAUUUUGCUUUCUCUAGAAACAAUUUUAUUGGCUCUCCUUUUUUGCUCUCCCAUUGGAGAAAUGUUACUUCGUCUUCUCGGACCUCUACUUCUCCGUCGGAGGCUAAUUCCAAAUGCUUGUGUUGUGCCGUUGGGUGAACCAUACAAAAAAGGAGGAUUGAUGGUUGCACAUUCAGAUCCAUGGGAUAAUCGACUGAGGCUCGAACUCGGACCUAUCGACCCAGCAGAUCCUCAAAUUCACAAACACACUGCCUAUCCAUUGGAAGGGACAAAUAAACUUGAUAAUGAUUCAAAGCCUUAA